Oncorhynchus masou masou (cherry salmon) is the source of this 642-nucleotide messenger RNA. RefSeq names its product keratin-associated protein 4-4-like. NCBI's taxonomy places the organism in Eukaryota, Metazoa, Chordata, Actinopteri, Salmoniformes, Salmonidae. The annotation marks the transcript as partial. Gene Ontology annotation, cellular component: keratin filament. The transcript has 2 exons. The record is from RefSeq and is a predicted model, not a curated record.
UGUCAACCUCUCUGCUGUCAACCACUCUGCUGUCAAACUCUCUGCUGUCAACCUCUCUGCUGUCAAACUCUCUGCUGUCAACCUCUCUGCUCUCAACCUCUCUGCUGUCAACCUCUCUGCUGUCAACCUCUCUGCUGUCAACCGCUCUGCUGUCAACCUCUCUGCUGUCAACCUCUCUGCUGUCAACCUCUCUGCUGUCAACCACUCUGCUGUCAACCUCUCUGCUGUCAACCUCUCUGCUGUCAACCUCUCUGCUGUCAACCUCUCUGCUGUCAACCUCUCUGCUGUCAACCUCUCUGCUGUCAACCACUCUGCUGUCAAUCUCUCUGCUGUCAAACUCUCUGCUGUCAACCGCUCUGCUGUCAAACUCUCUGCUGUCAACCGCUCUGCUGUCAAACUCUCUGCUGUCAACCUCUCUGCUGUCAACCUCUCUGCUGUCAACCUCUCUGCUGUCAACCUCUCUGCUGUCAACCUCUCUGCUGUCAACCGCUCUGCUGUCAACCUCUCUGCUGGAGGGAGAUAGCAGCACACACCCCUCGGUACAUCACUGAGUUACAGCCCUUCAGGUUUAUAGUCCAUAACUCUCCUCUGGGUCUCUUUAGGCAGGCCGUGUGGUUCCUGUUCCGCCCAUGUCUAGACUAA